Messenger RNA from Conger conger (European conger), 3661 nucleotides. Its product is annotated as ferredoxin-2, mitochondrial-like. NCBI's taxonomy places the organism in Eukaryota, Metazoa, Chordata, Actinopteri, Anguilliformes, Congridae. Gene Ontology annotation, molecular function: 2 iron, 2 sulfur cluster binding. Gene Ontology annotation, cellular component: mitochondrion. Bases 1 to 597 code for a protein of 198 amino acids. The record is from RefSeq and is a predicted model, not a curated record. Gene Ontology annotation, biological process: P450-containing electron transport chain; positive regulation of oxidoreductase activity. The transcript is spliced from 5 exons.
AUGGCUGCCAGUACGGCGGCCAGGAUGAGUGUAGGGCUGUCUUUAAUAUUUUCCCGAGAAUAUCUAAAAUAUAAUCUCUGUAAUUUACCCAGGUUAAAUACAUGCACGCAUGCAAACCUGGGGUCGCCGAGGAGAGGCAUUUUUGACCCUUUUCGAAAUCUCAACAGAAGCGUGCAAACAUCAAACUGUGUGUAUUUCAGCGAGGGCGUGGAUACUAAUGCAGAAGACUCUAAUGAUACUUGCUGUGUUAAUGUGGUGUUCAUCGACCGAGCGGGGAAGAGAAUCCCAGUCAAGGCCAAGGUGGGAGACAACAUACUCUUCCUGGCACGCAAGCAUGGAAUUGACUUGGAAGGAGCUUGUGAAGCAUCUCUGGCCUGCUCUACAUGCCACGUCUAUGUGAAAGACGACUACUACGACAUGCUCCCACAGCCGGAGGAGAGGGAGGAUGACAUGCUGGACAUGGCUCCAGUGCUGCAGGUGAACUCAAGGUUGGGUUGCCAGAUCAUCCUCACCCCUGAGCUGGAUGGCAUUGAACUGACUUUGCCCAGGGUCACACGCAACUUCUAUGUGGAUGGCCAUGUGCCCACUCCCCACUGAACACUGGUUGGUGGAGAGCAGGAGAGGAGGGCUGGACUGAUACUUGAGUGAGGUUUCUGGAGUUGUCUGGAGGUCGUGGAGAAGCGAUGAGGUAAUCCUUGUACACCGCUUAUGAUGCACAGAGAAUCAGCACCCGCUGUAAACAUACAAGUUGAGUGGCUUGGGUCCGCCAUUGAAUACCUGCAGUCACCCUGGUUAAGGUGUACCUUGCCAGUGCCUGCCCUCACACAGCUCUGAUCUGGAUGAUAGUCAUCCGUAGUCCCUUUUAUUUAGCUCUGUGCCCAAUGUGCAUUCAACCAGGAAAACAACAAAAAUAGCAGUACCUAUGGGUAAUCAUUCUAACCAAUGAUUACCCAUAGGUACUGCUAUUUUUGUUGUCUUAUCCAUCUAAAUGAAAUGAGCAUCACAAGUGAACUGUGCUAAAGGGAGUGUGGCACCAAUGUGCUUGUUGAAUGCAGAGCAGCACUAAACAAACCGCUCACACCAGUAAAGACAGCAGGCAGGACUGCUCCAGUGUGGUGUGACUGUGGAUUGUUCAUAACCAUGGUGGAGAUCUUUGUCACUGAGAUCCAUUCUGGACCUUCAACCAUAUUGGGACCAAGACUCUUUCGCGUUUCGUUCCUAGUAAAGGAACAUAAAAGUAUCACAGGUGUCUGGCCGAGUAGGAAGCAUGAACCCCAGAUAGACCUUGGACUGCUGCAGGGUUCUUCAGAACCCGUGUUUGUGCUGGUUCUUGUGCUUUCUCCUUAAUGUGGGAUGCUCAGUCUGGCCUGGCCAUGCUCGUGCUGCAGUCUCCGUAGCAGAUGUGGGACAAUGUCCGCAAGCGCACGCUCUCCUCCGAAGCAUGAGCCUCUUUCCACAACCCCGAUAUGAACCACAGGAAACACUCAUGUUUAUCUUUAGCCAGCAGACCACUGGUGCCUGAUCAGAUAGUGGGGGGUUACUUGAGAGCAGUAAGACCCGGAUCCAAGCUGACGGGACUCUCCCCAAGCCUUGGCAUUGCUAGUGGCAAUUCUCACGUGGCAGGUCUACCAGCGUGGUCUUGGGGUCUGGAUUUAAACCUGGACCAUGUGCACCCACCAUGCGCAAGAACAGUACCACAGCAAGAUGAGCCCCUGCAUGUUUGUUUUCUGUUACAGCUUAUCUGUUCGUUUUGUCAGCGGGACGAUGAAUAAAGUUCUGCUGACAAAGGUAUUCUGAUGGCCUCAAAAACGAUUCGUAAUUGUUCCGUAUUCUGACAUGUUAUGGUGCUUCAUUAUUGAAGGGGAUAGAUUUAUAUUUCCGUUCUUAGAAAAUGUUUUUGAUUUGUCCUGACAAUUUUUGUGUGUAGUGAAGGAUAUUCUAGAUAUUUUUUAAAGAAAUCUCUGGCAACCCACCUUCUUUAUAAUGGCUGGUAUUCAGGAUUUUGUGGUCUAAAACCAGAAAAUGCCCUGCAGGUUACAAAGCAGCUUGUACAGUGAACCUCUGCCUCCAGGGGGUGCGUGUGUGUUGUUUGGAACUGUUCCUACAGUGUAUACAACCUGUGCCUAAGACAUUGUGGCACAGUGUUAAUAUCAGUAUAGGUAAAUGGGAGUGAGGAGUUUGCACGGCUUGAGGACUGAGAAGGAAAGAUGUAAUUACCCUAUAUGUAAGCAGAUAUCGUUAUAAUUAUGAAUAAACCUUAUAACAUGUAUUUCAUAUAUAAUGUCUCUGGAAAUCUGUAGACACUGCUUCUGAGUUUCUUGCAGUGUGUGUUCUUGCUUUAGAUCACAAACCUACAAGUGAGCCUUUACCAGCCACUGUAAAGCCAGCUAAUUCUUAGAAACGUCUUUACAAAAGAUCCUCAAUUGCACAUGAGUAGUGUCAGAGCCGUUUGGAAAUGUACACUAAAACUUGAAAUGAUAUCAGAAAUCCCAGAAAGUGAAUUUAAAGUUCCUUUUACUGGCAUUGGCCACCUUCAUGUUUGGGAUGAUCACAAGACCAUGUGUAAAUGACAGCUGAAUAUCAAUGGUCUAUCAGUUCAAGGGAACACCUUAACUUCAACUUGAUUGAUUUUAAAUUUCAAAGUGGACACCCAGAUGCAUAACUACUAGCUGGAGUGUGGAUAGUAAAAGGUCAAGGAAUGCUGCUGGUUCUCUUUUAAUGUAAAGGAUUAUGGCAAUAAUUUAGUAAUUUAAGAUUUUAGUAUCGUCAACAUAUCCUAUGAAAAGGCCAAAGUCGAUGAUUCUGUCCUACUCCCAAUGAAUGCACCCGUCUGUGUGAAAAGCAUUUGCAUUUCAGGUAGACUGACGGGAAGGAGGGAAUGCAAUGCUGGGGAUUUGAAUGAUGUUGUGUGAAGUACAGUAAUGCGCAUCUUGUUACACAAACAUCCAAACCCCACUCGUUACUCCCGCUGUCUGUAUACUGCUUGCAAGUGCUGGGUUCCCUUAACUUGCCUAUUCAUUACCACUUUGAAUGCAUGCAAAUGUGUGACACCAAUGUACUGAAUAUAGUAGCCAUCUAAAUUUGCUUUGUUUUUAAGAGAAAUAUCUUUGUGCUGUAUUUAAUGACUUCAACUCAAAUUAAUGACUUCUCGAAUGAUCGCUAAAUGGGGACGGAAAAAUGUUUACUGAGAGUUGGGCAGACCAAUGUUUUGGUUUUGGUAGGAUAUAUGGACGAUACUGGGAAAAUAGAAAAUGACUUUAUCCUUUAAGAACUGAUAUGUACCCGAUACCAUUAAUGUCACUUCCUGUCCCUGUAUACUGAAAUGAAUCAAGGUGAAGCAAGAGGGUAGACAAAGGUCCUAAGAGAUUCAGUCUUGUUUCAAAGCAUUGCUUUAGGAUUUGGAAAGUAUCUCAGUAUUUUCUUCUGUGUUGUGAAUGAGUCGGUACAUUUUAGGGACAGAGUAGCUGGGUAUUGAAAAAAACUGGUCUCACGGGAAUAAGGCUUCUUACUUCUGCAAACAUUCUUUGAUAUAUUUACCAAUGGCUCAGCCUUUUUUUAAUGUGCUGUAAAUGUAAACAACCACGCACAAUUUUUUUGGUUUAUGUAUUGUCAAAUAAAGAUUUUCAUUGUACUGCACAUUAUAUUAAACGGUUACAUGACA